CCCGCCACGGCAUCGCUCGCUCGCGCGCGCCGAGCGCCGCUCCAGUCCCACUCAGUUUGCUCGGGACGGCGCGCCGUAGGCCCCUUGCUUGUGCCGGCGACGCAAGCCGCUCGCUUCACGAGCCACGCGCACUCCGGCACGACCGCCCCGCCCCCCCGUGCUCCUCGGAAAACACCGGAACUCCUCGAAAGCCCGGUUGCCGCCGCUCGGUCAUCUGGGAAGUCCAUCUCAUUCUUGCCUCGCCUCAAGGAGUGCGCACGAUGUAGAGUGGACGUCGCCGAAGGCCGGUAGCCACUGUCGGCGCUGUGCGCUCUCAUCAUUUACAUCGGCGCUUGUCGGCGUUGGUUCCCUCGUUUGCAGCAAGGACGCCGCAAAGCUUGGCUUCUUAACGGGACGGCGCUGUUUUGUUGUUGUUUUUUUUUUGCACAUUUUGCAACGAGUGGACACCGGAGAAGUGAUUGGUAGCAGUGCUUGUUGAAUUCUACUCCUCGAAAAGACAAUAAUAGUUCACCUUGUUGCGUCACCUGCCAUAGUAUGUGGCGUAAGCCGGCUCGACAGUGUGUGUUCGUGCGUAGUGGCUUUUAUGCAAUAGCAAAGUGAAUUUUAGGAGUGAAUUGAUAACCGCAGCACAACGAUAUACGAAUAGGUUUCGGCGGAGUCAGUUCGGCCGCCGCCUGCAAUUGUCCAUUGCGUGAACAUCCGCAACGAGUCACGAAGAAUAGGACAUCGCUUGAAGCACUAUUGCUAGUAUUGCUGGGCAUUUUGUUCCGUGAAAACCCAAGAUCUGCCGUGGCUCUCAAGCGUCGAAAGAAAGCACGCGGCGAAGAAGUUGCUUUCAUGUUUGACGAUGUAACCUAAUGUGUUUUGGUGGCAGCAGUAAUGACACAUAUUUGGAAGCGGAUGAGCUCUCUCUCCCUCUGAGAUUUCUUGAAUUUGUAUGCUCUAAUAAGAAGGAGAAGAUUGGCGGAUGCUUACAUCCGCGGUAAUAAUAUAUUCAAAAACUAGUUUUCUUUCUCUACCAUAAACUCCAUUUGUAGAACCAGUUAGAGUAGAAGCCCGGCAGAACGCCCUCCCGUCGUCUCAUACUCUCGUGUUUGACAUGUAACUGUGAACUAUUAUAUACUGAAUAUUUAACCUUGUAACCAACUAGAGUAGCAGCUAGGUUAAGCACCGUGAAAGCUCACAUUGUAACAUUGCGAGCUCCCGUUGUAACAUUAUAUUCUCGUUACACAAAAGCCUCCGAGUUCAUAGAACGUCUGAUACCACGUUCAUAUUAUCUGCGACGCACUAGCUCGCAAAAGAAACCUUGUCCACGCAAACUGUGCAGCACGUGUGACUGUGCUUCGAGAAGUUGCUUUCAUUUUAUUUUACUUCCGUGAACUUUUUUGUUUGAUAGCGCUUAUCAUCACCAUCUGGAAGCUGAGCGUUGUGACCACGUGUGUACCAGUGGACGUGGUGCCAAUUUCACCAACCUGAUGGAAUAAUCGCCUCACCUGCGUAGUCUUCAUAGAGCCUUCCUGCGCCCGGAGUCAGCAACACCAGUGUGGUGCUUUGUGCUGUGUGAAAGACGCCAAAGCCACGGCUUGGUAUCGGAUGUACACUAAGUCGUCGCAUCUGAGUGCUACUUAGGAGCUAUAUACGACGACAAACUUUGACAAGGCUACUUAGGAGUAACUUCUCAAGGGACAUAAGAUGACUGACUAACCACGUUCCUUGAGAGGCUGAGCUACUCAUCAAAGACCGGCAGUAAUCGCAAAGCAGCGCAUUGAUGGAAGGGGCCUGCGUUUCAAUGGUUCACCUAAUGGCAUUGAAAUUCGUCCUUUGAAGCCGCCGUUCAUGAGACCGCAACGAUUCUGGCCCUAAUGCCGGCUUAUCAAAUCAAGUCCCAUCAGCGCUCGUGCGAAUGUAAGAAAUGAAGCUACAGAUCAAACAACCAAAGACUGGCGAACCCACACCGGAGGAGGAGCUCACGAGCCCGAUCGUCCAGCCUAAGUGAGAUCACGCGAACCGCGAGGGAGCUCAACGGUGGAGAUGGUCGGAUUCGCCUGUCUUGCGUUUCUGCUGCCCGUCUGUGUCUCAGCCAUCCCGCAGCUUUACGCAGCCGUGGGCGGCAAGGUGUCCCUGCCAUGCAACACGAGCAUUCCCGCGGGCGGCGACGGCGUGUCGCUGAUCCUGUGGUAUCACGGCGACUACGGCAUUCCCAUCUACAGCCUCGACGCCCGCGACCAGCCCCUGAGCAAGGCACGACACUUCCCGGGCCAGGACCUGGGUACGCGUGCGUACCUGGACGUCAGCUCGAAGCCGCCUACGCUCAACAUCGACCCGGUGCUCGAGAGCGACGCCGGCGAGUACCGCUGCCGGGUCGACUACAGCAGGCAGCGAACGCAGCACAGGAACGUCAACCUCACGGUCAUCGUUCCCCCCAAAGAUGCCAUUAUACGGGACGAGUCCGGCAAGCCUUUACACGGAGUGAUCGGCCCCUACGACGAAGGCGCUCAUCUAGUGCUCAUCUGCGACGCCGACGGAGGGCGUCCUGCUCCAGCGGUGACUUGGUGGCGAGGCCCCGAGCUCGUGGACGACAAGUACGCGCUCUCGCCAUUGGACGUGGUCCGAAACGAGCUGGUCAUCAAGAGGCUGCAGCGCUCGGACCUGCUCGCCACAUACACCUGUCAGGCUUCCAACACGAACCUGACUCUGCCGCGUUCAUCCUCCGUCACCAUCAACAUGAAUCUUCGACCACUGGACGUGCGGAUCACCACGCUGAAGCGGCCUCUGUCGGCACACCGCAAGGUGGAGCUGUCGUGCCAGUCGACGGGUGGCCGGCCGGCGCCACAGCUCACCUGGUGGCUGGGGAAGAAGAAGCUUUCCUUUGCGCGCGACAAUGUGUCGGUGGGUGACAACGUGACAACGAGCACAGUGUCAUUCGCGCCCAAUACCGACGACCACGGGAAGUACCUGGCCUGUCGCGCCGACAACCCACUGCUCUCCGGUGCUGGCCUCGAGGAUGGCUGGACGCUCAACAUCCAGUACGUUCCGCGACUGAGCCUCUCACUGGGCGCCAACAUGAAGCACAAGGCGAUCCGCGAAGGCUCGGACGUGUACCUGGAGUGCAACAUCCAGGCGAACCCGGCGGUCAGCGAGGUGGGCUGGAAGUUCGAAGGAAAGCCGCUGUACAGCAACGUCAAGCAGGGGGUCAUCAUCAGCAACCAGUCGCUGGUGCUGCAGAAGGUUCGACGAGAGAGUCGCGGCCACUACCAGUGCGUCGCUGCAAACGUCGAAGGGGAAGGGGAAAGCGACCGCGUCCUGCUCAGGGUCCACUACGCGCCGGUGUGUAAGAAGCGCCAGAAUCUUGUUUACGGCGUGGCGCGUGAUGAAGAGGCCGAGAUCUCGUGCGAGGUGGAGGCCGACCCGUCCGAGCUGAGCUUUAAGUGGGCGCUGAACAACUCUGUUGAGGUGUUCGACGUGAAGACGUUCACUGUGAACGGCACGACCAGCGUGGCAUCGUACCGCCCCCGCUGGAAGCACAGUUAUGGCCUCCUCUACUGCUGGGCCACCAACACCAUUGGGACGCAGCGGGAGCCCUGUGCCUUCCACAUCAUACCUGCAGUUUCCCGUUGGACAGGGCCACCCGAGGCUGUGCGCAACUGCCGCGUGAGCAACCAGACCUCGGUCUCACUGGCGGUCGAGUGCGAACCGGGCGACCACGGCGGCCUGCGGCAGACCUUUCACCUGGAGGUGUACAACUCGGCGUUGGAGCUCCUGCAGCGCAACCUCAGUUCCUCGGAGGGCGCGUCGUUCGUGGUGCGCGACCUGCCGCCCGGCACCGCUUUCAUUCUCGUACUGUACGGUUCGAACUCCAAGGGCCGCAGCAACAGCGUCUCCAUAUCCACCAACACGCUGCCCUCACCCGAGAGGAGGACAGCUAACACGGACAUCACAUCCGUGAGUCCAGUGCUUGGUGUCCUGAUCGGCAUCGUGGGAGCUCUAGUGCUGGUGGCCAUCGUUAUCGUAGUCGUCAUGCGACUCCGCGGAGACGACAGCGAAAAGCGUCCUACGGAGGAGAGUCCGGAAAAGAACCAAAACCACCAAAGAAAAGCAGUGGAUGACUUAGCCCUUACAGAUAUCGACACCAAGGACCCGUCUGUAAUUCAAAAGACGAGUGAUUCACAGGCAGAGUACCCGCGUGUGGCCGUGCGGCGUAUUCCAGCAUACCCGGCUCAUCGUACGUACGACAGCUUCUCUCCCAGCGACUACAACUACGAGAACAUCCAGUCACUGAGACGACCGUCGCCUGUCAAGAUGGACAACGAGGUGCGGUACGCGGAGCUGUCUCUACCGCGCAGCAAGUACCCGGUGCGCAUUCGGGAGCCGCCGACAGAGUACGCGCAGAUCGAUUUCCAGCGGGCCGGCGUCCUGUUCAGCGCCGUGCCGCCACAGUCCGAGGAGGAGGAUCCCUGCGCGGCCGUCGGUUCGGACACGCCGCUGAUGAACAGCCUGCAACCAAACGUCAGGCACCUAGGCGGAGCGCCGAGUGAUCACAACACGAUAUCGACGCCUGUGUGACGGCAAUGACGCCAGAUUGGCUAGGGCGAGACAGUUCAACGCUCGUCGUGGUCGUGAAUGGGCCGAGCGUUGCAGAAACAGAUAGCGAGCGAGAGAGUAGAAUGGCCACUCUUGGACUGCCCGCCGACGACAGCGCCGCUUGACUGCAGCGUCUCGCAACCAAGGCUCCGGACAAAUCGCGAAGGAAGGAGAAACGACAGUGUGCACUUCGCGACGUGAGUUUUUCUUUCCUCCAGUUAGCGAGAAUGGUGCAACAUCAAAAGGCCUGGAGAUCAAGGACGCAGAUCCGUCUGGUGCGCGACCGUCCCAGUGCAGUGAGUGGGGACUGUUACCGUCGCGACACGACGACCCUCCCUGUAAAUAGAAUGGCCGAACACACGCGGCGUCGUGAGCGGCGAACAAGCUCAAGCGCGAUUUGUCGACGACGUCGACACAAGAAUGAGGUCACAUUCCUUCAACACUAGUCAUGAAACGCCUGGCUGCCUGCCUGAGUGUUUGAUACCUCACGAAAUGAGACCUAAAAGAGAAGGCAGUCGGUGAGAAUGCACGAGGCAAGAAGUGAGGCUUCAAGUAACCUUUCAUAACCAGCCUGUCAUGGGUGAGACGGACGACAUCGCUCAGGAGGCACACACGACAGGUGGAAAUAAGUCGUGCCCACUCAUUCCAUUUGAUCCCAUCCAACGCCCUGCAGAAUGCGACAGGGUCGAUGCGCAAUCCGAAGAAGCAUUAUCGUUACCUUGAAGACGUUACCUGCGUGCACACAGCCAUCUGUGAACAAUUGCGAAAGAAAAUACAAAGAAGAAAGAGGAAGAUUAAGAGUUUAGCGUGUGUGUGUAUGUGCGUGUGUGCAUGGACGAAUGCGCGAGCAGGGCGUGCCUGCUUGUGCAUCUGCGUGAAACAAUACGAGCACAGGUCCACACUCCUGAUUUUCUUCUGAUAUUUUAUCACUCUUUCUCCAUCUCUCCCAACAAUUUCUUUUUAUCAGCUGCUCUAGCUGUUUUCCUUUACAUUUUCUCACCGCCUGGUUUUAAGACUGUUUGGUUGACAACCUGAGAGUUCCGUGCAUCUUCGUGUAUACAUACUUCAUACGGACUCAUGGCGCAAACUUUUAAGCUCUACAAUAAAAUAUAUAAUUACUAUUA
Dermacentor silvarum is the source of this 5705-nucleotide messenger RNA. RefSeq names its product irregular chiasm C-roughest protein-like. The coding region runs from base 2032 to 4563 and encodes 843 amino acids. Gene Ontology annotation, molecular function: protein binding. Lineage: Eukaryota; Metazoa; Arthropoda; Arachnida; Ixodida; Ixodidae. The transcript is spliced from 20 exons. The record is from RefSeq and is a predicted model, not a curated record.